Molecule: messenger RNA, 2166 nt
Organism: Venustampulla echinocandica
Lineage: Eukaryota; Fungi; Ascomycota; Leotiomycetes; Helotiales; Pleuroascaceae
Product: WD40 repeat-like protein
Exons: 3
Coding region: 1-2166 (721 amino acids)
Biological process (GO): proteasome-mediated ubiquitin-dependent protein catabolic process
Cellular component (GO): nucleus
Molecular function (GO): protein-macromolecule adaptor activity; protein binding
Source: RefSeq, a predicted model, not a curated record
AUGUCGACCUCCCCCACCGCUGCACAAUAUGCCCAUCCGCCAUCCUCACCUCCCAGAAUAUGUCCGCCAACACCAACACGCAGGUCGAUGAGGACAAAAGAAAAGGCUAAUCCUUCAAUAACACCUCGAAAGUUCAGACGCUUCUUCACUCCUCGAUCCCACGGGUCGCAGCACACUAGUGCUGCCCGUCAAGCCCUCUUCGAUAUCACCGCCCCUGCCAACAACCGUAAUGUAGUCCAGUCCAGUCCAUUGCGGGCUAAGGAAACCGACACCGGCAAUGAGAAUAGCCCUCCAUUUACGAGAGACCUGAAGAGAAGAAAGAUGUUCCAUACACCCGAGUCAUCGCCGGAGCACGCAUGUUCGAGGAAGAGGCAAGGCACAAUCGGCAAGGAUCGGCAGGUAGAGGAAGAGAAAGGCAAUUCGCAUAAUUUACGGUCUUCACCUUGUGUGCGAGCGUCUUCAAAGAUGAUAUCUUUCAGUGAUGAGGAGCAAGAUACGGAGUAUGAAGAGGAUGAUGCUGUUUUACCCCAGAAACCAUUACAGCGAGUUGCUCCCUUAAUCGACCGAGGACUUAGUGGCCGGUUAUUGCAAUUGAGCUUUGGGAGUUCAACUCGAGGUACCCGGCAGCGCUAUGAGUAUCCUGUCAAUGAUUGGCAAGACGAGACGUCGAAAUUUUACAGCAGACCGUCUGAUGUUCACACUUGUACUAGUAUCGAAGGACCAGCUCUUUGUAUACCAUUUUGUGCAACGAGUUGUAAUACAAAUACCUUGACUGCUAUUGGCGACGAAGAAGGUCGUGUGCGACUUCUAGAGUCUGGCGGAAAUAGCCAUCCCCCGUUCUCGGAAUCCUAUCUUUCAUUCCGAGUACACACGAACGCCAUCAUCGAUAUGACAUUUUCAGAUGACGACACUCUCUUAGCCACAGCUUCGGGAGACUCGACUGCAAGGGUGGUGGACAUGAGAACUCAAACCACCAUCGCCGUUCUCGGCAACCACUACGCAUCAUUGAAACAAGUGCGAUUCCAACCUGGUGCUAAUAACCACAGCGUAAUUGCAACUUCUAGUAGGGAUGGCAGUGUACAGAUAUGGGACUUAAGAUGCAAAGGCCUCGAUGGUCCCGUGAAUCAUAUCCAGGCCCCCGUUGAACCACACCGAACGACGACUCGGUCUGAGACACAAAAAUUGCUCUACGGUCGCCCCAUUAAUAGCAUAUAUGAUGUCCAUAAGCCUUCCUCCAACCAACAUCAAGCAGCCGCUAUCAUUCCAAUGGACGCCCCAUCGCGAGGCGAGGCAUCUCGUCGAGUAGGCGACGUCUCCGUAACAGCAAUCUCAUUCCUACCUCCGGGGCAAGAACAUCUUCUCCUCACCGCUUCCGAGGCCGACGCUUCUGUUAAGCUCUGGGAUAUCCGCAGCUUGCAGAGUAAGCGCAAGUCACAAAUCCCGCUCUCCUCAACACGCAAACCGCAAUCGCACAACCAAUGGCGGCAUUUCGGGGUCACGUCCAUGAACCUCAGUACCGACUCCAGCAGGCUAUAUACGCUGUGUAAGGACAACACUGUCUACGCAUACUCCACAGCUCAUCUCAUCCUCGGUCAAGCACCUGAGCUAUCCAUCGAUAAUGAGAGACGAGGCGGGCAACGAGCUACGCAGGAAGGAUUGGGCCCAUUAUAUGGAUUUCGCCAUCCCAAAUUCCACGCCACAUCCUUUUACGUCAAGUCUGCUAUUCGAAAGGCAAGGAACGGCCACAGCGAAGUGUUGGCUGUGGGAAGUAGUGAUGGUUCAGCGAUACUAUUCCCCACCGACGAACGAUAUUUCCCCAAGCCACGGCCCUCCCAUCCUCAAAGCGACGAACUAUGCAGCUCUCCUAUGAUUCCCCAGCGCCCUGCAUUAAGAAGAUGCGGUAGCACCCUUGGAAGCAGGCAGGAUGAUUCUAUACCGAUCUCUACCAACGGAACUGCGCUAAUUAGGGGCCAUGAUCGGGAAGUUGGGUCUUUGACUUGGACCUCGAACGGGGAACUUGUUACUGUUGGUGAUGAUUACUUUGUUAGGGUUUGGAGGGAGGAUGAGGAUGCGAGGGAUUUAAGGACUGGGGGAGAGGCCGAGGGAAAACGGUGGGGGUGUGGGUGGGCCGAUGUGAGAGAAGGGUACGAUGACGAUGACUGUUAA